Acipenser ruthenus (sterlet) is the source of this 2084-nucleotide messenger RNA. RefSeq names its product syndecan-2-like. Gene Ontology annotation, biological process: cell migration. Gene Ontology annotation, cellular component: cell surface; membrane. The record is from RefSeq and is a predicted model, not a curated record. The transcript has 5 exons. Lineage: Eukaryota; Metazoa; Chordata; Actinopteri; Acipenseriformes; Acipenseridae. Bases 417 to 1055 code for a protein of 212 amino acids.
GGCGUCGCAUUUGGAGUUCUGCAGUACACUGCGUGAUGUGGCUUCAUGCAUGUUAGCAUAGUUGACUUUUUUCUUGCUGCAAACAUCCUCGAAACAAAACGCUCACGCUGAAAGAAAACUUACGGACCACUUUUGUAUGACGGAAGACAGAGAAGCCUCUUUGCUAAUCCGAUACUUAUGCACUGCUUACCAUCACUAGAAGAAAAAAGUGCGCGGAGGAAUAAAAAAAUCAACACGUAUCCGGUGGGAUUCCACAGAGAGAGAGAGAGAAAGAGAGAGAGAGAGAGAGUGGGAGAGUGUGAUUGAGUGAAAGCUACAAACAAGUGUGGAGAGGAGAAACGGGAGUUUGCCCAGCGUGGAGGAAUUGCUAAUAAGAUUUGAUAUUUUAAAUCAACACACAUUUGUUCACAGGAAUAAUGAGGAACGGUUGGAUACUCUUUACGCUCGGUCUGGUGACCUUUGUUUUGGGUGAAAUGACACUGGCAGCUACACAGGGUCAAAUUUCUCCUGACGAAAAGGAUUUGUAUCUUGAGGAUGGGUCAGGGGAUUAUCCAGUAGAUGAUGAUGAUGAUUUUAAUUCUGGGUCAGGCUCGGGUCUCAAAGUGGAAAUCGAGGAGCCCGUCACUGUGAAAACGUAUAUGUUUCCAAAAGCACAACCAACCAGGGACUCGACUAAAGUAUUCACACACAAAGUUGAGACAUCUACAGCCAAAGCCAGACUGCUGCCUAAGAAUCCUGCCAGAACCGAGCCACCAGUUCUGGUCACGGAUACAGAUCUGGAUUUAAUGAGCACAACUAGUAAGCCAAAGAUGUCUGGGAGUGGUGUGGACACAGAUGUGUCUGCGGAGAUACGGUCCGAAAACCUCUUCCAGAGAACAGAAGUUCUGGCAGCUGUAAUUGCUGGUGGAGUGAUUGGGUUCCUGUUUGCAAUCUUCCUGAUCUUGCUGCUGGUGUACCGCAUGAGGAAGAAGGAUGAAGGCAGCUAUGACCUUGGGGAACGCAAACCAUCCAGUGCUGCCUAUCAGAAGGCACCUACCAAGGAAUUUUAUGCAUAAACAUUAUGGAGAGUCUCUGAUUGAGAUCAGUGAACUUUUUAAAAAACAGAAAUGAAUACAAAAAAAGUUUUUGUUUAGAGUAAUGAAGACCUUUCUUUUUUUUUCCUAAAAAAAAAAAAGAAAAGCCAACAAGGCUGUUUUAUGGCGAAUCCCAAUGUAUUUAAAUAUUUCAUGUAUCCUUUAAAAGGCUGAUAAACAAAACAAAACAACACUUAGUAUGUAAUUGUGAGAAGCAGUGGAGGUGUCUAAUGAAGCGAUUGUUUUUCAUAGACUAGUUUUUAAUAAAGCAGUAUAUGUAAAAAGACGAUGGAAAUAAUUGAAUAUAAUUGUUCUGUGUCUAGCUCUUUUAAUUUUGUCAUAGCAUGUGUGAAGUUGAUCUACAAGAUGCACUUCAUUAAUUUAUCUGUUUUAAAAUUGCCUUUCUAUAGUUUUCAUGGUGCAAUUUUGUCUAGAAAAUAAUAAGAUAGCAGUAAGUGUAAAUGUACUUUUUUUCUCUGGUACUUUAUAAACUGUCUUUCGCUUUAUAUAAAAUAGUCACGAUUGGGAAUUUCUCACACUGCUUCAUUUUGUAGCUUCAGUCAUUUCAACAGCAGCAUCUGUUGCAGUUGUUUCUUUACUUCGAUCUUCAGGAUAGAAGAUUUUAUGUAAGCUACUGACAGAAAAGCUUAAGAAAACCCAAAGACUUAACGGUAUUCUGGAAACUGCUGCAGAUUCCAUCGGCCACUUUAAAAAAAAUUUACCUCUCCUUUCCAUUAGAAGGUUUGUGAUUAGAUCAUUUGGAAUCCAACUGCUUAAAAAUACAUGUAUAAAAUAUAUAUAUAUAUUUACAAUGUAUUAAGCCUCUGAAGUGCCUACCAUUUUGAAUUGCGCUUGUUCCAGACUGGAUAGAAAAGUUUCUGUAAUUCAGUGUGUGAGAUUUUUGCUGCCAAUUUAGAAGCACAGGCAAUUGUUAGUCUUACAGAAGCAGACAGUAUUGUAUCUAUAAUUUGAAACGCACUACUGAAUAAACAUUGUGGCCUAAUACUAAAA